AUGUAUGGCGAUCUAGGAAACAAAUUGGUCCAACACGCCAAACGCAUCCAAUCCUUACCCCAUCUACCUCCAUACCACUCAGACAUUAUUCGAAGUCUUAUACGUGAAGUUCACGAGCUCAACGACAAUGUCACUCGCCUCCUCUUGCCCUACGACCAAAACGGCUCCCAGCCGUUUAAUCCAUCGUCAGAACCCGCAACUGCGUGCGCCUUACUAGUCAAUCAUCUUUGCAUGCGAAGGAAUAAGAGAUGUCUACUUGGCUAUCAUCGUGUGAGGGCGGAAAAAAUAGAGGAGCUGUGCUGGAAAGGCUGGGACGUGAUGGAUUACCGCCAGGAGCAGCAACAGCAGCAGCACCUAGCUGAAACGAGUACACAAGCCCAGGGUGGGAGUAGCAGCGGGAGUGGGAACUCACUAUGCCCCGAAGAGGAGGAUUAUUUACGCAAAUAUGGUGACAUGCUCCUUGGGUACAAGGGGCAAUGGACUGAUAUCGACCUGACUGGGAGCUUGGAGCCCCCACAGGACCUAUUUAUUGACGUACGGGUGUUGAAGGAUGUGGGAGAAAUACAGAUGGAGUAUGGUUCGAUCAAUCUCACGAAAAAUAGCCAGUUUUAUGUCCGCCUUGGAGAUGUCGAGAAGCUCAUAUCUCAGGGAUAUCUUAUGCGAAUGAGUUGA
Ophidiomyces ophidiicola is the source of this 672-nucleotide messenger RNA. It is a transcript of the gene PSF1, whose product is annotated as DNA replication protein psf1. NCBI's taxonomy places the organism in Eukaryota, Fungi, Ascomycota, Eurotiomycetes, Onygenales, Onygenaceae. Gene Ontology annotation, biological process: DNA strand elongation involved in mitotic DNA replication; DNA replication. The transcript has 3 exons. Gene Ontology annotation, cellular component: GINS complex. Bases 1 to 672 code for a protein of 223 amino acids. The record is from RefSeq and is a predicted model, not a curated record.